AUGCUGCAGUUUUAUUCGCAGCAGCAGUCACGCCUCCGUGAGCAAAUAGCUGCUCAAAAUGCUCGCUUCGAGACCCUCACGUCCAAGCCUCCAGCGGCUAGAAAAGCCGAGCCGCCCAAGUAUCAUGGAACGUUGAGUGAGAACCUCGAGCUGCGGUUCUUUACGAUCGAACAAUACUACGCUGACUAUCAUCCUCUGAUGGUGGAGGAAUCACCAUCGUUUGUCACGAUGAUUUCGUGCCAUCUGGCAUCUACCCCUAUGAACUGGUAUCGCCACAUUAGAACUACGGUUCUAUAUCAACAAGGUCUCCGUAAAGAGACAAACAACCAUCUCAGGGAACACCAUCCAGCUACUUUGGAAGAGACCAUUCAGCUGGCACUACGCUUCGACCAUGGGCUGCAACGCCCGGCUCAAGCCUCUUCGGACUGGGAGAAGACGGCCACUUGCCACCGAUGCAAGGCUGUGGUCCAUAUCGCACCAAACUGUCCAAACAAGUAG
Phytophthora nicotianae INRA-310 is the source of this 498-nucleotide messenger RNA. RefSeq lists its product as hypothetical. NCBI's taxonomy places the organism in Eukaryota, Oomycota, Peronosporomycetes, Peronosporales, Peronosporaceae. The record is from RefSeq and is a predicted model, not a curated record. Bases 1 to 498 code for a protein of 165 amino acids. The transcript has 2 exons.